Molecule: messenger RNA, 3482 nt
Organism: Triplophysa dalaica
Lineage: Eukaryota; Metazoa; Chordata; Actinopteri; Cypriniformes; Nemacheilidae
Product: glycerol-3-phosphate acyltransferase 4-like
Exons: 13
Coding region: 697-2100 (467 amino acids)
Biological process (GO): triglyceride biosynthetic process
Cellular component (GO): endoplasmic reticulum
Molecular function (GO): glycerol-3-phosphate O-acyltransferase activity
Source: RefSeq, a predicted model, not a curated record
CUGUUCGCUCAGGGCACAAAAAAUGUUGCGCACGCCGCCACGCGAAAUGAGCUCGCGCUCACCCAAAGCGAACUCCGCGAACACCGCGAUGACGUCAUAUUUGGCGCGCGCACCCAGGCGAACUAGCGACUGCGUCGAGUUUAACAAGCCCUUAACACAUUACGCCCAAUGGUGCGAUCCAAAAACAGACACGAGUCUGGACGUCACUCACGACACGCGGAUCUUCGGUCCUCCACAUCUUCCCGUGACAGUCUGUCUGCUGGUGUCAAUGGAGUGCAAUGUGCAGUGCAUUUACUUUCACGAUAAAAAAUCUUGUACAUCGCCGAGUGUAACGGACAGCAUAUUUGAUGGACUGACAAAUACAGUUCAGCGGAUCCACCUUUCAAGUCUGGUUUCUAUAUUUCAGAGCCCUUCAACAGCGAAUAGCUGUGUAUGUUCCUCAGAUCAGAAACAUUUGGAAUAUGAUGACGCAAGGUAUCUGAAGUUGCAAAAGUUUGAGGUUAUGAAUUACUUAAUGCAAAUUAACUCUCCACGUACAGAAUGAUGUGUUCACUUGAAAUUGUAGACCGAUGGCUAUGAAGAACUAUGUCUACUUUGUGGAUCCGUUCCAUGUCAUGCUUUGGAGACUUUGACCAUAAAAUAGCUUGAUAAACUUACCCUUUAUCCAAAAGAUAAACAGCUUUUAUUUGAAGCAAAAUGGGUCCUUUUGUGUCUCCAUUUAAUAACCUGCUAUGCAUGCUUCUGGGCAUCUCCUUCACUGUCUGGUUCAAGCUGCUCUUGGUUUUCAUCAUUGUUCCUGCCAUUUUUGGCCUGUCCCUUGGCAUCCGGACGCUCUACAUGAAGACGCUUCUUAAGGUGUUUGAGUGGGCCACAUUGAGGAUAGAAAGAGGAGCUAAGGAAAAGAAGCAUCUUUUGUACAAGACUAAUGCUAAUGGCAUCAUUGCCAAAGAACCUACCUCGCUGGAAGAAGAGCUCAAAGAGAUUCGGCAGAACGGCUGCAAUCGAAAGCUGAAGGGGCCCACCACCAUCAUAGGCCACACCCCUACCUCCUCAGAGUACGAAAUGUCAGACAUCUUUUACUUUUUCCGGCGAGGGAUUGAAAGCAUUGUAGAUGAUGAGGUCACCAAAUGUUUUACGGCGGAGGAACUUGAGUCAUGGAACCUGUUGACUAGAAGCAACUAUAACUUCCAGCACAUCAGCACAAGACUGACGGUGCUGUGGGGUCUUGGAGUUGUCAUUCGUUAUGGCUUUCUUCUGCCUCUCAGGUUAACACUAGCAGUCACAGGAGUCAGCCUGCUGGUAUUCUUUACCACCCUGAUUGGUCUUUUGCCCAAUGGCAGGCUGAAAUGUUUACUCAGUGAGAAAGUGCACCUGAUGUGUUAUCGUAUAUGUGUGAGAGCGCUGACCGCUAUCAUCAUGUACCAUCACAGUGAAAAUAAACCCAAGAAUGGAGGCAUCUGUGUCGCCAACCACACAUCACCCAUAGAUGUCAUUAUACUAGCCAGUGACGGAUGCUAUGCAAUGGUUGGUCAAAUCCACGGAGGGUUGAUGGGGAUAAUUCAAAGGUCCAUGGUAAAAGCUUGUCCACACAUCUGGUUUGAACGGUCAGAAGUCAAAGAUCGCCACCUGGUGGCUAAAAGGUUGAGCGAUCAUGUAAAAGACAAAACCAAACUGCCCAUCCUAAUUUUUCCAGAGGGUACCUGCAUUAAUAACACAUCCGUGAUGAUGUUUAAGAAAGGAAGCUUUGAAAUUGGUUCUACUGUUUACCCAGUUGCCAUAAAGUAUGACCCAAGGUUUGGCGAGGCGUUCUGGAACAGCAGUAAGUUUGGGAUGGUGAAUUAUCUGCUCCGCAUGAUGAGCAGCUGGGCGAUCGUCUGCAGCGUGUGGUACCUGCCUCCCAUGACCCGUCAGGAAGGUGAGGAUGCAGUGCAUUUCGCUAACAGAGUCAAGGCAGCCAUUGCCAGGCAGGGUGGUCUGGUGGACCUGCUGUGGGACGGUGGGUUAAAGCGAGAGAAAGUGAAAGAUACCUUCAAAGAGGAGCAACAAAAACUCUACAGCAAAAUUUUGGUUGGAGUCCACGAAGACCGCAGUCGCUCUUAAAAGGAGAAAGAUGUGUCAGGUGAGGUCCAGAGAGCACAAGCAGUUCAAGAGACCCACCGAUUUCCAUUGAAUUAAAAAGGACUUGUCAAGCGGACCCAGGCUUGGUCCAUGGAAGGUCAUGUUCUGGGGCUGCACUUCGGAAAAGACAUAUUUUUAUGUGUAACCUAGCUGAUUUCAGUCUAUAGUUGUGGCCGCAAUUCAAGUUUAGCCUGUACUCGGCAAUAGUAAAAUAUCUUUCUCAUAUUUGUUUGUUACUUUGUUUGUUUGUGUUAUAUUUUCUUUCAGUUUAACUUAUUUAUUGUAUUAUUAUUUACUUUAAAUGCGGAUGGCAGUAAGCAUUAGGGUCAAAUUAAUAAUAAGGGUUGAUAUUACCAAAGAUGGACUGCACCUGCAGCUAUAGCGCUUUUUAUUUGCAUAGACCAGGCAAAUAGUGCAGAAUUUUGUGAAUAUGUCGGUAAUGGGUCUCAUCUCCAUAGAAAGUUUGCAUGUCAGUGACUUAAUUCAGAUACGGAAAAACCCUAUUUCUUGGUUUCAGUUAAGUACUUGGAGUUAGUAAAGAAGAUGCAGGGUUUUUUAUUUUGCUGAAAUACGGCUGAAUUGUCACAGAGAUGUGUGCUUAAGUCAUAAAGCAGGAAUAUGUUCAUUUAUUAGGCAUAAGACAGGUUAUACUGGCCUUGAGAUGCCUCAGUACAAUCAACUCUUUGUAAAAUGUUUGAGGAAGGUACUACUUUAUGGUCAUAUUUGUUUCAUUCUUGUGUGGCUAUAUUAUUUGUCAUCCACGCUCCUUCGCCAUCAUUCACAUCUGAAAGUCAAAUCCUUUAAGAGUGUUUAUGAUGUUUGCCAAGUGAAAGCCGAUUGAAAUCUCUUAAAACGUUCAUGUCUUUUAGGUAUUUCAAAUUCAAAUCAGACUUUGCAAUGUUUAAACAACACUUUGCUGCGUGCAUACAUACAUACAACUAGAUCUAAAACUAUUAAAACUUUGACACUUUAUGGUUUAUAAAGAAGUGGGUUGAUAUACCUGUAUUUACCACUUCAGAAAUGAUGGUAAAUACAAACGGACCAAGCUGUUUGUAUGUAGAUGCCGUAGCAGUGUAGGAAUUUGUGCAGUUUUGAUACAAGAAAAGUAUAACAUUUUUAAUACCUGUUGCUCUUAGUAUGCUUUUAGUAUGAAACAUUAUCUACAAAUAAUUUUUAUGCAAGAACCUAAAUACACUAUAUGGCUAUUUGGGUAUCACAGGAACGCUAUGGGCUUAAGCCUCUCAUGUUGGUAGGUAUAUGUUUUAAUCCAUCAUGGCACCAGAGCAAUUCAUGCACUUAUUUCACCAAAAUGACACCAGUGUGCUAACAUCAUGUUUUAUAUUCAACCAUAUGUAAAUAAAAGA